This is a messenger RNA of Hemicordylus capensis (graceful crag lizard), 2523 nucleotides long. RefSeq names its product impact RWD domain protein (gene IMPACT). NCBI's taxonomy places the organism in Eukaryota, Metazoa, Chordata, Lepidosauria, Squamata, Cordylidae. Gene Ontology annotation, molecular function: protein binding. The record is from RefSeq and is a predicted model, not a curated record. The coding region runs from base 90 to 1103 and encodes 337 amino acids. Gene Ontology annotation, biological process: regulation of translational initiation. The transcript is spliced from 12 exons. Gene Ontology annotation, cellular component: cytoplasm.
UGCCUUUUUAUACCUCCGCCGAGGUCUCUGUCUCGAGUUUUCCGGGGGGAUCAGCCCAGCCCUGUCUUCCUGCGCCUCAAUGGCGGCGAAUGACCCGGAAACGGCCGAAAGACAGGGUAGUGAAAUCCAAAACAAAUUGUGAGGAGCUCCAAAAGGAUCUCUAUAAACUGGAAGAAAUUGAAGCCCUGUCUGCAAUAUAUGGUGAUGAAUGGUGCACUGUUGAUAAAGAUGAGAAAAUAUUCUGCAUUAAGAUUAGCGAUUGUUUGGAACAACCCAAGUGGACUCUCUGUCUGCAGGUGAUCCUGCCUCCUGAAUAUCCAACUGCAGCACCACCUAUUUAUCAGCUUAAUGCUCCUUGGCUUCUAAGGCAGGAGUAUGCAGAACUAGCAAAUAAUCUGGAAGAAAUCUAUGCGCAGAAUCUUGGUGAAAGUAUCCUUUAUCUGUGGGUGGAGAAGAUACGGGAAAUUUUGAUAGAAAAAUCUCAGUCAUCUGAUCCAGGACCAGAUAUUAAAACAAUUACAGAAGAAACCGAUGUGGAGUAUGAAGAUGUAGAGUAUGAAGAUUUUUCAGGGGUUUAUCAAUCAUUCCAGGAAUGCCCAACUGUAACACUGAAUUUCGAUCUAUCUGAAAGCCAGGAAGAUGAAGAACUAUCUCCAGUUUAUCAUGGAAAUCCAAUUACAGACCGAAGAAGCACUUUUCAGGCACAUUUGGCUCCUGUUGUGAGCCCCAAACAGGUGAAAAAUGUUCUUGCAGAGUUGUACAAAAAUAAGAAAAUAGCCAGUGCUACUCACAACAUAUAUGCAUACAGAAUAUACUGUGAAGACAAACAGACUUUCUUACAAGAUUGCGAAGAUGAUGGAGAAACUGCUGCAGGUGGCCGCCUUCUCCACCUCAUGCAGAUCUUGAACGUUCGUGAUGUUUUGGUUGUAGUGUCCCGCUGGUAUGGAGGUAUCCUGCUAGGACCAGAUCGCUUUAAACAUAUCAACAAUUGUGCCAGAAAUAUUCUGGUUGAACAGAACUACACAAAUUCACCUGAAAAUCUAUUAAAGGAAAUGGGAAAGAACAAAAAAAUAAGGAAGAACAGGAGGAAAAUGGAACACUGAUUAAUUUGCAAAAUUGUAUAGCCAUGCUUUAUCUUGCACCUCUUUGUACACAAUUAAACAUGGCCAUUCAGUUGAUGAAAGGAAAUUUUGAAUUGGGAAUGUACCUCAAACGUCAAAGAAAUGGUUCAUGAUGUGGAAUAUUUCAUAUUAAGAAAUCUCAGCGGCAGACUUGGGUAACCUUUUCAGUUCGUUCAAAACCUCAGCUGUUCAAGCAUUGUGGUCUUAAACAAACGAGUUUCUCUACUAUUAUGUUAUUUUUAUUUAAGAAUAAUUAAACAAGGUGGGUCAUGCUCUCUGUCUUCUUUUCAUUCCUGAAGAAGGUUUCUGAUGAUAUAGGACUAACAUCCAUUGCAGUAUGCAAGAAUCUUGAGUGCCUUUAAAAAUCCACCUACGUAUCUGUUGUCAAGUUCUAAUCUGCACUGGAUUUGAGUUGCCGUUUUCUUGUAAGUAGUGUUUUGCGCUUUUGCCAAAAAUAAGUGAUACAGGCCUCAAGAAAUGCCUUUGGUAACAAUGGGAUGUUAACAUGCUUAACUCUGUGUGGUUUGUGUAUUUUAAUUGGGUCAAAUCAGUUUAUAUGAAACAACCAGAUAUGAUGGCAUCUCUGUCCUCUCCUGAAGCACAUUUAGAAUCACUGCUUCACUUUUCCAGUCCCAAGAUACUGGUAAUCACAGACAAGGUCUUGGAACAGUUUGAGAUAGUGGAGUCUCAAGUACCUGAGGACAGCUUUCAAAACUGUCAUUACUUUAGUUAUGCAAGGUUGUAUGUUACUGACCAGCUUUCAAACAAACAAAACAUCUUGAUACCAUAUAUGAUAGCAAAAUCUUCAUCCUGCAUAAUCAUAUGUUUCUCCCCACCCUCUUUAAGAAGUCAACCUCUUCUAACACAUUCUCCCUUUGGAAUGAUUCUUAAUUUGUGCAAAAUUUUAAAAAAGCUGAUCACAAAUGUGUGAAUUUUCCAAGGAUCUUAACUAUACAAAGUAGAAUAGGAGAAGCUGGAAGAUGGACACGGAGAAACACAAUUUCAUUGUGAAUUUUUCUGUUAAUCAAAAUUGCCAAAUACAGUUAGGCUGCUGAAAGGGUCAAAGACUUAAUCCUGUGUGGAUUUGUCCUCCAUAUGCUUGUUUGGAAAUAAAAAGUUAUUAUUAAUGUUGGGAACUUAUUUUUAUAAAUCCUCAUUUGAGCUGUUUGUUCAGUGCUAUGAUGAUUUAAAUGUAUUUCAAACUGAAAUAGAAGUGUGAGGCAGUUUUAAUGCCUUUGAGAGCUUUUUCUUCCCAAAGGAUAAAUGUGUUUCCUCUUGUGGGUUUUACAGUCUGACAGUGCUGUUGGACAGUACACAUGCCAAAAUGAUAAACUGUGUGCUGACAUAACUAUUUCAUGUGCACGUUUCUUUGUGGAUAGUAAAGUCUCUUACUCUGAAUGUA